Messenger RNA from Ochotona princeps (American pika), 1888 nucleotides. It is a transcript of the gene STXBP2, whose product is annotated as syntaxin binding protein 2. Gene Ontology annotation, biological process: neurotransmitter secretion; intracellular protein transport; vesicle-mediated transport. The record is from RefSeq and is a predicted model, not a curated record. The coding region runs from base 51 to 1832 and encodes 593 amino acids. NCBI's taxonomy places the organism in Eukaryota, Metazoa, Chordata, Mammalia, Lagomorpha, Ochotonidae. Gene Ontology annotation, molecular function: syntaxin-3 binding. The transcript has 19 exons. Gene Ontology annotation, cellular component: secretory granule; plasma membrane.
CCCCACCUUGGGACAGACCCGGAAGCGGCCGCCGAGCUCCUGGGGGGAAGAUGGCGCCCUCGGGGCUGAAGGCGGUGGUGGGGGACAAAAUCCUGAACGGAGUCAUUCGGAGCGUGAAGAAGGAUGGGGAAUGGAAGGUGCUCAUCAUGGACUACCCAAGCAUGCGUAUCUUGUCGUCCUGUUGCAAAAUGUCAGACAUCCUGGCCGAGGGCAUUACCAUUGUCGAGGACAUCAACAAGCGGCGAGAACCCAUCCCCAGCCUGGAGGCCAUUUAUUUGCUGAGCCCCACGGAGAAGUCAGUCCAGGCCCUGAUCGCGGAUUUCCGGGGCACCCCCACUUUCACCUACAAAGCGGCACACAUUUUCUUCACCGACACAUGCCCCGAGCCCCUGUUCAGUGAGCUGGGGCGCUCCCGUCUGGCCAAAGUGGUGAAGACGUUGAAAGAGAUCCACUUGGCUUUCCUCCCAUACGAGGCCCAGGUAUUCUCCCUGGACGCCCCCCACAGCACCUACAACCUCUACUGCCCCUUCCGGGCCGGAGAGCGGACGCGACAGCUGGAAGCACUGGCCCAGCAAAUCGCCACCCUGUGCGCCACGCUGCAGGAGUACCCCGCCAUACGCUACCGCAAGGGCCCAGAAGACACAGCACAGCUGGCCCACGCUGUCCUGGCCAAGCUAAAUGCCUUCAAGGCUGACACUCCCAAUUUGGGCGAGGGCCCAGAAAAAACCCGCUCCCAGCUGCUGAUCGUGGACCGGGCUGCCGACCCUGUGUCACCACUGCUACAUGAACUCACCUUCCAGGCCAUGGCCUACGACUUACUGGACAUUGAGCAAGAUACAUACAGAUACGAGACCACCGGACUAAGUGAGACCAGGGAGAAGGCUGUGUUGCUGGACGAAGACGACGACCUCUGGGUGGAGCUGCGCCACAUGCAUAUUGCUGAUGUGUCCAAGAAGGUUACAGAACUCCUGAAGACAUUCUGUGAGAGCAAGAGAAUGACCACCGACAAGGCCAACAUUAAAGACCUGUCCCACAUCCUGAAAAAGAUGCCACAGUACCAAAAGGAGCUGAACAAGUAUUCCACGCACCUGCACUUAGCCGACGACUGCAUGAAGCGCUUCAAGGGCUCCGUGGAGAAGCUGUGCAGUGUGGAGCAGGACCUGGCCAUGGGCUCGGACGCGGAGGGCGAAAAGAUCAAGGACAGCAUGAAGCUGAUCGUGCCGGUGCUGCUGGACGCAGCGGUGCCCGCCUAUGACAAGAUCCGGGUGCUGCUCCUCUACAUCCUGCUGCGGAACGGCGUGAGCGAGGAGAACCUGGCCAAGCUGAUCCAGCACGCCAACGUACAGGCGCACAGCAGCCUCAUCCGCAACCUGGAGCAGCUGGGCGGCACCAUCACCCACGCCGGGGGCUCCGGAACCUCCGGCCAGAUGGAGCGCAGGGAACGCACAGAGCCCACCUACCAGCUGUCCCGCUGGACCCCGGUCAUCAAGGACGUGAUGGAGGAUGCUGUGGAAGACCGGCUAGACCGCAAGCUGUGGCCCUUCGUGUCUGACCCUGCCCCAAUGCCCAGCUCCCAGGCUGCUGUGAGUGCCCGCUUUGGCCACUGGCACAAGAACAAGACUGGCGUGGAGACCCGGACCGGACCCCGGCUCAUCGUGUACGUAGUGGGCGGCGUGGCCAUGUCAGAGAUGAGGGCAGCCUACGAGGUGACCAGAGCCACCGAGGGCAAGUGGGAGGUGAUCAUAGGCUCCUCCCACAUCCUCACCCCCACCCGCUUCCUGGAUGACCUCAAGAUGCUGGACCAGAAACUGGAGAACGUAGCCCUGCCGUGACCUCGGCCGUGACCUUGGCCGUGACCUCGCCUCUCCCCCACCCCCUCUUUCCAGAG